AUGCAGAACAUCAGCAGCUACAAUGUGUACGGUGCAGGUCGCCCGGUCCAGGCCUCGCCUCGCAAGUCGGUCCGGUUUGUGAGUCCCGAUAAGCUGGAGAACGUGACGCCGACGAAGGUGGUUAUCUUCGCUGAUGCGGAGUCGUCCUGCAGUGAGGAAGAAGUGGAAGAAAGCGAAGAAGAAGAAGAGGAAGAAGAAGAGGCGGCGAGGACGUCCGUGCACCGACCGCCGUCCAAGAAGGCGCGUGUGGAGACGUCGCAGAGCACGACACCGAAGCGCGACUCGGUGGUGCUGCCCCCGGCUCCCCCGCCGUCCGCCGUGAAGUCACCUUCCGGAAAGCAUGGCGACUGCAGCCCUGGCAGCCGGUCGUCUUCGACGUCCCCGCCAUCGCCUUCAGGCGCCUCGCAGCGUACGCACUCGCCGGACUCGUCACCGCGUGUAAGCCAUGGCAGUCGCACUUCCGCUUCUUCUCGCUCGUCCUCCGCUGAAUCGCCGCAGUCCGCGCGCACGUACACAAUGCACCACGACGAACUGAAAGCGUACGUGAUGCAGCACACGAUUCGUCAGAGUCUUGCUUGCCUAACCAAGCGAGAGAUGAAAGUCUUUUUGAAAGAGGAGGGCUCGUCACUGGCAACGCAGCAUCACGUGCUAAAGAAGCAUCUGCUGACAGAAAUUCGCGCCCUCAUUCGAAAGCAAGCGGAGGCGUAA
This is a messenger RNA of Leptomonas pyrrhocoris, 708 nucleotides long. RefSeq lists its product as hypothetical. The coding region runs from base 1 to 708 and encodes 235 amino acids. The record is from RefSeq and is a predicted model, not a curated record. The transcript has a single exon. Lineage: Eukaryota; Euglenozoa; Kinetoplastea; Trypanosomatida; Trypanosomatidae.